AUGGUCCAGCCUGUGGUGCUCUUGUCUGCGAUUUGUUUUAUUACCGUCGCCCUGGGAUCGGAGGAAUCUUGUUAUCUCACUGAAGAGCAGGAGGACGACUGCGCGGCGGUCUGUCAUCCGAUCGUGAAGCCCCUCCUGAGGUACUUUGAGAAGAUUCAGGCCAAAGAAUCCCAGUUCCAAAAGGAAAACUCAGAGUUGCAGAAAAAGUAUACGGACUUGCAGCAAAAGGGUCUGAAGUCCCUGAGAAACUACUCCGAUUUGCAGAAAAAGUAUUCAGAUUUGCAGGAAAGCCAUUCGGAAUUGCAGAGAAGAGAACUGGAACUUAUAUCGGACUUGCAAAAGGAUAAAUCGGACUUGCAAAAUAGAAUACAAUUAGUGAAUUAA
Molecule: messenger RNA, 384 nt
Organism: Drosophila bipectinata
Lineage: Eukaryota; Metazoa; Arthropoda; Insecta; Diptera; Drosophilidae
Source: RefSeq, a predicted model, not a curated record